Spathaspora passalidarum NRRL Y-27907 is the source of this 2777-nucleotide messenger RNA. RefSeq lists its product as uncharacterized. Lineage: Eukaryota; Fungi; Ascomycota; Pichiomycetes; Serinales; Debaryomycetaceae. The annotation marks the transcript as partial. The record is from RefSeq and is a predicted model, not a curated record. The transcript has a single exon.
CUUUUGCUAACAACACAAACUAUGGUGGCCAAAGGAUCCAAGUCUUCCACACCAGCAACUUCUGCUGAAGAAUCACAUCCUGCAUAUUCCUUGAAGAUAGGUAGUGCUGACCAAAAGCAAACCUUAGCUAAACAUCAUCCUGUAAAAUUACCAAAUCAAAAUGAAUACAACACUGAAGAAUUGGACAAUUUACGAGCCAGCUUCAAGUAUAUAUAUGUUAUUAAUUGGUUGUAUAACUUUCGAGGAUUCCUUAAGUUACAGUCCGAGUUAUUUGAUGUUGAUUUGUUUGAGUUGGAAUUAUUGAAUUAUUUUCCUAGCGGUGGAUAUGGAGCGAGUGAACAACAGCUGGUUUUGUUCAUAGAUAAGUUAAAGUUGAAUUUAAUUUCAACAUUGCAAAAUUCAAAAUUGUCCUCGUUGAAUAAUUUCGAAAAAAUUUUCAGAUUAUGGUUUGGUAUCGAGACUCCAUUAGGCGGGAAAGAAGAGGAAGAAGACGAAGCAGAAGAAACAGCAAACACUAAACAUGAAGAAGAAGUUGACAUUAAAUUUGAUCAGUUGAAGAUCUCUGACAAAUUUGAAAUCUUAUACAUUUUAAUCUCAUACAUUUCAAACUAUUCCAAAUUUAGAGACUGGAUAGACAAAACUGGAUUAACAUUUGAUCAAUUAAGAGUGAACUCAAUAUUCACCCCACCUUCCAAGAAUAGCUCCCAAGAUGAAUAUUUCUUGCUAUUCGAAGAUAACAGACUUUAUAAAAGAACCAUCACUUAUAACCAGUUGGUAAUCCCCAAAAAGAGAAAAUUAUCACCGGAAAACCCCAAUGAAUAUUUUAAUUCAAACUCUUUUGAUGUAAAUAUGUCUAAAAUCAAGUUUGAAUUGGUUUACAAAGAUAUUUAUGAAUUAAAUGAAUAUUUAAAAAAAUCACACAAGAUCAAACCAAUAGUGACAAAAAUUUCUAAAACAGUUGAUGCAGUUUUCAAUCACGAAAUUCGGAAACGGAAAUUCUUAAUUAAUAAACGUAAAGAAAUUCAAUUAGUUACCUUGUUAGCCACCAGAAAGAGAUCUUCUAGAUUGGAAGCAAAGGAAAAACAACGUCAACAAGAAUUAGAAUUACAAAGACAACAAGAAGAGAUUGAAUUAGCAUUGGCUGCUGAAAAACGGUUUGAAAGAAGGACAAGAUUGAAGGAACAACAAUUGAAACAACAUCAAGAUUUUACCAAUGGGUUAACCAGAGAAGAAAGAUUAAGAUUAAGACUUGAUAAAACUCCAGCAUUCACCCCAACUCCUGAAGUCGAAGUUGUAUCACUCGAUUCGGAAGGUGAAACUGCUGAAUUUCCAGUAACUAUUCAUUUGGAACAUCCUGAACAAGUGAAAACUCCAACUCCAUCCUUGUCUCAUACGGCAAUUGACUUGUCUAGUCCUUCACCUGCAACAACCCCCACUAAGAGUGAAACUACGCCAAUUAAGACCACGACAAAUGUUCAUCAUAUACAAUCACAGGAGUCAAAGCAAGAAUUUCCCAUUGAGAAAGUAGUUAACCAACAAUCAAAUGUUCCACCAAUUGUGACAACAACUAAUAUAAACCCGGAAAAACCCAUUUCACCUAUUGUCACUACCACAAAUCAAAUUGUAAAUCACUAGCAUUGUUACUGUCAACUGUAUUACUAUUUAGAAAUAAAAUCUGUAUUAUAACUUUCUGCUCUUGUCCUCAGAUUUAGUAAAGUAUCUUGAUAUCACCGCAAAACGAUGCACCAGCUAUAAAUUUAAGCUCUUACUUCUCGAUAACUUUAUACGUGACUGUAAAUUAAAUAAUAAACAAAAAAAAAAUAUUAAAAACUAUAUAAGAGACAAGUAACAGCACCGAAAUGAACUUCAUAUAAAAUAAGCAAUAACGUCUCCACGUAAUCAACUAUAAAUUCAUCUCAUUCAAAAUUUGACUAGCCAAAGUUUUAUAAUUCCAAGUGUUGCCGAAAAUCUUUUUAAAUUGAACACCGUAUAAUCCAACUAAUGGAACUUUAACUAUAUGAAUCUCAAAUUUCAAUGGUGACUUCUUGGCAAUUUUCCUACUGCCUGUGGAUGAAACACUGGCAUUGCGUUGAUGUUGAGAUUGUGUCUUUGCUGAAGUUGCCCUUUGCUCAAUUCGAGAUGAUACCAACAUAUCACUUCCACCAAUAUAUCCAUUCAAUGAUUCUGCAGAAUCGUCCAUUUCAAACGCUUGAGAAAUCUCAAAUUCUUCUUCGUCAUCAUACAUUCCACGAAUAACUUUAGCUGCAGCUGGUGUAUUAGGCGGCAUCAUAACUUGAGAUCCAUUCUUCUUACGAUAUUGGGUAAGGAAUGAAUUACCAAUUGAGAAUUUUCGUCUAUGUCCUCCAGAUCCAGAUCCAGAUCCCGAAGCACUGCCAAUUGAAUUAGAUGAUUUAUGAGAUUUGAUACUUCCAGAAGGUGGGGCCGCACUAGGUGAUAAUGUAGUUUGAAUUUGAAUACUUGGUCGUCUACUUGGAGUUUUUGUUCCUUCUGAGGUUCCGGGAAUCUUGAAAGGUUCAUCACCAAAAGAUGAAGAAGUAGAUUUAAAUGCAUCACCAUAUAAUUGUUUCUCGGCGCUGUUUUGUGUAUCAUCAUCAUCCUGUCCUUCUUGCUCUUCAUCAUGAAUGGUACUGUUUCCUGAAUCAUUUUCUUCCCCUUCAUCAGUUUCAUUCUUUGGCUUGGUUUGAACUGAUGGUUUGUGAACACAAACAAAACCACCUUUAACUUCCUGGAAUCUAACACCUAACUUGCUCAAAAUG